CCGUUUAUCCCAUAUUUUUCCCCUUUUCUCCUCAAACCGCCCUUUUCCCGCCUCCCCCCCGCCCCCGCUCCCCUCAGGCCGCCAUGGCGCUGGUCUCCGCCGACUCCCGCAUCGCCGAGCUGCUGGGGGAGCUGCACCAGCUCAUCAAACAGACGCAGGAGGAGCGAUCCCGCAGCGAGCACAACCUGGUCAACAUCCAGAAAACCCACGAGCGGAUGCAGACGGAGAAUAAAAUCUCCCCCUAUUACCGGACCAAGCUGCGGGGGCUCUACACCACCGCCAAGGCCGACGCCGAGGCCGAGUGCAACAUUUUACGCAAGGCCCUGGAUAAAAUCGCCGAGAUCAAGUCUCUCCUGGAGGAGCGCCGCAUCGCGGCCAAAAUCGCCGGAAUUUACAGCGAAGCGGAGCCGCCGCGCAAGACCAUGAGGCGGGGGGUGCUGAUGACCCUGCUCCAGCAGUCGGCCAUGACGCUGCCCCUCUGGAUCGGCAAACCCGGCGAGAAACCCCCCCCUCUCUGUGGGGCGGUGCCGGCGGCCGGGGACUACGUGGCCCGUCCCGGGGACAAAGUGGCCGCUCGGGUGAAGGCGCUGGAGGGGGACGAGCAAUGGAUCCUGGCCGAGGUCGUCAGCUACAGCCACGCCGCCAACAAACGGCACACCCUGAGCCGGCGCCGCAUCAUCCCCCUCCCCCAAUGGAAAACCAACCCCGAGACCGACCCUGAGGCGCUGUUUGGGAAGGACCAGCUGGUGCUGGCGCUGUACCCACAGACCACCUGCUUCUACAGGGCCCUCAUACACGCCCCGCCACACAGGGUGAGUGUGCGCACCAGUACGGACCAGUUCGGACCAGUUUAUACCAGUAUAAAUCGGUCCCAUCCCAGUGCCCCCCCCCAAUCCCCCUCACAACUCUCCCAGUCCAACAACAGGCCUCGCCCCUUAGCAACGGCCCCGGCCUCCCUAGCAACAGGCCACGCCCCCUAG
Messenger RNA from Calidris pugnax (ruff), 980 nucleotides. It is a transcript of the gene SGF29, whose product is annotated as SAGA complex associated factor 29. Bases 84 to 980 code for a protein of 298 amino acids. Gene Ontology annotation, cellular component: SAGA complex. Lineage: Eukaryota; Metazoa; Chordata; Aves; Charadriiformes; Scolopacidae. The record is from RefSeq and is a predicted model, not a curated record. The transcript has 7 exons.